Lachancea nothofagi CBS 11611 is the source of this 2724-nucleotide messenger RNA. NCBI's taxonomy places the organism in Eukaryota, Fungi, Ascomycota, Saccharomycetes, Saccharomycetales, Saccharomycetaceae. The record is from the annotation of a GenBank genome assembly.
AUGAAAAUUUUGAAGCUUCCAUGGCUGGCACAUAAAGAGGAACAUCGAAAAUACGAAGUUUACACGGCCGAUGUGAGUCCAGAUGGGGAACGCUUGGCUACGGGUGGUUUGGAUGGCAAAAUUAGAAUAUGGUCAAUACCAGAUAUCCUCAAAAUGUUACAAAAAGAUUUCAAACUUAACGAUGAUUGUCAAGCACCAUUGGCUAGCAUGAGCAGACACACUGGGUCUGUGACAGUGGUGCGCUUCUCACCAGAUGGCAAGUUUUUAGCAUCUGGGUCCGAUGAUCGAAUUCUGCUCAUAUGGGAAAGGGACGAAGAGCAGAAACAGCCUAUAUUUGGAUCUGAGAAUGACAAAGAACAUUGGAACGUACGACGGAGGCUCGUGGCUCACGACAACGAUAUUCAAGACAUCUGCUGGGCGCCCGACUCCAGUAUUCUGGUCACUGUCGGGCUUGAUCGAUCUGUUAUCGUAUGGAAUGGGUCCACCUUCGAGAAAAUCAAGCGCUUCGAUGUGCAUCAGUCUUUGGUUAAAGGUGUGAUUUUUGACCCUGCAAACAAAUACUUUGCCACAGCGUCUGAUGAUAGAACACUACGAAUUUUCCGAUAUCACAAAACUGGGGACCUCAAUUUUUCAAUUGAGCAUGUUGUUUCUGAGCCUUUCAAAGGCUCGCCAAUCACUACGUACUUUAGGCGACUUUCCUGGUCUCCUGAUGGGCAACAUAUAGCAGCGCCGAAUGCUACAAAUGGACCCGUAUCAUCUGUUUCAAUUAUCUCUCGUGGAAGUUGGGAUACAAGUGUGACACUAAUUGGACACGAUUCUCCAACGGAAGUUGUUCGUUUCAAUCCAAGAUUAUUCAAAGUUCUUGAAAAGAAAAUCAAGAGAAGAAGCCCUAUACCAGAUGUAGAUGCAGCUGAAGUCAGACUUUCAGAAGCUAUAGACGGCGAGAACCAUCGAUCUGAAGGUGAUGAGAAUCAUCGACCUGAAAGCGAAGAGAAUCAUCAGGCUGAAGGCGAAGAGAACCAUAUACGUUCAGGCGAAGAAAACCUUCGACCUGUAGGCGAAGAGGCGCGAGAAGAAUCGGAAAUAGAAGAGGUGGUGGAAGAAAAAGUGGAUUCUGUCAUUGCAACAGCAGGACAGGACAAGACACUUGUUAUUUGGAGCACUGGAAGAGCAAAACCUCUUUUAGUUGCGUAUGAUAUUACUAGUAAAUCUAUAACCGACAUGGUUUGGAGUCCGGAUGGCACUAUCUUGUUCUUGACAUCUUUGGAUGGUUCUAUCAUUACAAUAGUCUUUGAAGACAAUGAGCUUGGAGUAGCUAUUCCGCUAGAGAAAAACGUCGAGCAACUACAUAGGUACGGUGUCGAUAAAGAUUCCUUUGACUUCCCUGAGAGUGUAAGACAGCUUGAGCUCGAAGACGAAGCUAGAAAGCUAGGAAAGGAGGAGAACAAAUUCGAGAAAACCGCCAAUGUCGAAAGUACCUCAGAUCAUGAACCAACAAAAAAAUCUCUGGAUCUGCCUCCUCCUCAAGGGACAGUACAGAGUCCGACAUUGUUGAAUGUGAAGAGAAAGGAGCCAGCAACUAAGAGCGAUGUCGUCUUACCGCCUACUAAAAAGCUGGAGCUGGCGACACCUAGCAGUAAGGAAGAAAACCUCAAAAGGGCCAUUGUCAAAAACGGGCGUAAGAGAGUUGCUCCUACACUAAUAUCUUCGGGAUACUCGCCAACAAAGCCUACUGAAAACAAGUCUCCUUCUUUCAGAUCCCAAAGCCCUGCUCUAAAAAGCUUAGGAUCAGAAGACAUUUUCAACAAUCUGAAGGACAAAGUUGGUCGCCAGUCAUUUCCCAUGCCAAGGUUAGGAAUACACUCCUUGAUAAUGGGGUUUAGAGAACGAGGGGUGGAUAAAUAUUAUCGCGGUGGCGAGGAUAUGGAAAAUAGUAGAGAAGAAAAUGACAGAGAAGAAAAGGAUGGAACUGACGGGGCAGAAGCUAAGGUACCAAGCGAUCAUAUUAUGAGGCUCAAUUCGAAAACAACACCAGAAAAAGUAUGGUUUGACGAACCCAGCACUCGAUACGUUGAAACACCCAACGUGUUGUCCGACGCUGACGUUGUGCUCGUUGAGUUUGGAGAUCUUGAUGACCUUUACAUAAUGGAAGUUCGCAACGGCGUCGAGCGUGGUUUGCAAUUUGAUAGGGACGCGUUGUUUGAGAGCCCUACAAAAAUUUUGAGCUAUCAUCACGGAGAAAGGGUAAUAGAUAUAUUGAUUCCCGAGAUUAUCAUAUGUGCCCUGGGCUCUUCGAAACGUAAAUGCUGGAUUCUCGCGACCGCUGAAGGGAAUCUCCUUAUCUACACGUCUUUCGGCAAGCACAAACUGCCGAAAAUUGCACUUGGUCACAAAGCUGUCAAGAUGGCAACAAUAGAUGAUUAUUUGGUCGUAUUGACCGAGUCGGGAUUAUUGUACGCCUGGGAUAUUGAGAAAGGAAUUUGUAUACAUAAAAAGGUUCCUAUUUUACCCAUUAUGUGCAACUCCCCAGUUGACUCCAAUCGUGUGCGUAUUCACAAGAAAAUAACAAAAAUCAGCAUAGACUUGAAGACUCAUGAUCUACUACUAGCAUUCAUCAAUCCUCGCGAAUCUUAUUGUUGGAGUUCAAGUCUUGGUUGCUGGACAGCUAAUGCUGUACAAUCUUCUUUGUCCAGCAAACUAACUCCGAUGUCAGUUUGCACUUAA